Messenger RNA from Coturnix japonica (Japanese quail), 735 nucleotides. The record is from RefSeq and is a predicted model, not a curated record. NCBI's taxonomy places the organism in Eukaryota, Metazoa, Chordata, Aves, Galliformes, Phasianidae.
GCCACUGGCUCCAGGCACUUCAUUUGUGAGCUGUGCUGCCCGCAGCCGCUCGCCGUGCCCUGUGCCUGAGAGCAGCCCCAGCAGCAGACCAGCUCAGCCUCAUCGCGCUCAUCCUCCAAGGCUCAGAGAGGUUUGGAGCACAUGUCUAACAACAUGGACGGAGCCUGGGUGGGGACCUGGAGACCCCAUCGCCCACGUGGCCUCAUCUCGGCCCAGUUCCCCAGCCCCGGGCCCAAAUACUCCAUCCCGGGGACAACAGGUUACGUGGGCCACAGCCCCACCAAAAACCGUGCCCCCGCUUACACCUUUAGAGGGACCAAACGGCCUGCGGCAGGGAGCUGCGGGCCAGGUCCCUGCUACUUUGUGGAGCCGGCCAUCACCAGGAAUGGCAAGUACGUGGUUCCAGGCGCCCACCUCCAAGGACGACCCACCACCAAGACCACCGUCACCCCCGGACCGAGUGAGUACCACUGCUGCAGUGUCCCCGCGUGCUGCCUGUGUCCCCCAGCAAUUGUGCAGCUCUUCAGAGGACUCUUUCUGGCUGCAGAAGGAGACCAGCCCUUCACAGCUUUCUUCCUCUUCUCCUCCGCCCCAGGUGACUACCGCACCGAAGCAGCCAACAGGCACGUCUUCAAGUGCCCACCGGUGCAGUCCAUGGCCUUCCGGCGGGAGCCCCUCCGCACAGACCGCCCUCCAGGUACGUGACCCUGGCAAAGGCAAGAUGUGGCACUGGGC